AUGUCUUCCUCCGGGCCCUCCUGCUCUUCUUCUUCCUCCGGCGCCUCUCGUCUACAACCAACGAAGAACUCGAGUUCUUCUUGGGGGGAGACGACAGGUGAUGAUGAAGAAGAAGAAGAAGCUUUGUCCCCUUCUUCUCAUUCCUCUCUCAUCCAGGAGGUCGUCGCUAGCACACAGCAGCAGCAGCAGCCCUCUCCCUGGGGUAUGCAGCACAUUCUGGGACACCGCCGCACAGCGGCGGUUUCGACUAUCCCCCUCGUGGUCGUGGCGGCGGUCCCGGCCCCCCCUCUCCGAGUGGGCGGAGAUGAGGGCUUCUUUGUUGAGGCCUUCUUCAAUGCCGAGGAGGAGCAGGGUCGUCCGUCGGGGGUGAUGUUGAUGAUGGCCCGGAAUGAUGAUGUUGAUGCUGCUGUUCGCGUUCCUGCCGUUGCCGCUGCCGUUGUCGACGAAGAACCCGUGUCUUUUUUAGCCGAGGAAGUUGAGGAGGAAGGAGCGGAUGACAACGUUUCUUCUCCCUCUUGUUCCGUAGACAGCCCGCGGGAGACAUCGAUUAUGACAGCAGCAGCUCCUGCUGCGACGGUCGAGGUGUCUUGUGAAAACAGGACGAAGACUCACCCCACCGGUGGAUUCGAUGUUGCAGUUGCUAGCGAGAGGGAGAAGUCGGCGACUACGAUCGCGUCAGACGAUGAACCCGAGGAGCAGCAGCAGCAACAUCGAUCGGUUUCCUCUGUUUCUGCUACCACUACCUUGCCAGUUACCCAGCUGGAUGGUGGCGUGCCCGGUCCGGCUGGUAUUCGUACUAAUACGGCGGGCGGACAGAAUUUCCUUGGGGCGGACGCUGCGGUUGGCACCCGCGGCCGAAGCACGACAACAACAGCAGCAACCACAACGCCUGUGGCUCCUGGCGAAAUCAGAGCGCGGCCCUCCUCGUCUAGAGAGAGGGGGGAGGUUGAGGGACCUCCCAAUUCGUCCAGUCCACAGGUUGUUGAUAUUGUUUUUGUUUCCCCUCCUGUUCCUCCCAGGAAUCCGGCGCGCCUCUUGGAUAUCUCCUUGAGUGGAAAGCGCAGAAUCAAGCAGCAGCAGCAGCAGCAGCGGGAAAGCUGUUCCCAACCCCCUCGUUCGACUCCGGUUUUCCCGCCCCCGCUCAACUUGCCGGCGGUCUCUGGCUUGAGUGGCGGUCCCGGUUUCGAGGACAUUCCGCCUGUCCCUCCGCUCCGCAUUAACCGCUCCCCUUCGGUGGUCCUAGCUGCCGACCGUCCUGGUUUCCCACCGCCGCCCAACAGGCCGCUUCCGCCCAUCCCGGGGCAAAGCGUUGUGCCAUUGGGUGGCACCCAGGUACAAUUGGGAGAGUGCGUUGGUGUGGAAGACGUGGAGUACGAGGGAGACGUGGAGGAGAGUAACUACGAGGACUCUGACAGCAGGGAGUCGCUAGUGCAAGUGCAACAAGGUCAUGGUGGUGGUCGUCCGCGUCUUUACGCUCCGAGCCUUUCCACAAUCAGGGAUAGCUCGCCGGCACCACCUCUUGUUGCUGCUUCUUCUCCUGUGCUUGUCGCCUCGGCUACGUCCUCUUCUUCACUGGUUGGAACACCUAACCUGCGCAGGUCCUUUACCGCCUCGGACGAGUAUGGUGCCGCCGACCAGCGCGCCCACGCAGAGGAGUCACCUACCCGCCAUCGGGGUAGUGAUGCCACGGCUCUCGGGGUAGCAUACGGCGAAACCAGCUUUGUUCAAGGCGACCGACGACGCUGGGGGAUGGUUCCCCAUAUGUUGGGUGGAGAGGCCUGGUCUCGGCUGGCUUCUUCUUCCCCGACGCCAUCCUCCUCAGCAAACUCGGAAAGGACCGCUCGGCCGGCCCGCACUACAGGCGAGGAACAGGAGGAGGUUCUCCUUCCUCCUGCCGACACCAACGACGAUCUGUUAGCCGAGGAGGCUGGCUUCGCCAUCGAUAACAGCGCCAUCCUCCAAGACUUUGGCGAAGGUGUGCCCUCACGGGAGGAGGGUCCUGCUAUGGACCGUCUCGUGGAAGACCCGGUGCACGGGUCGACCACCACACUGGAGCCAAUGACUGCGGAAGUUGCGCCGCUACGUCUUCGUCGUGCGCCAGCCAUGAGACGAGGCUCGACAGCCGUCACCAGUACCAGUUCACCACGCCCCCAGCCGCAACCGCAACCAGAACGCCAACGCCCUAACCUUUAUACCUUCCCUCGUCCGCCGUAUGGUUUACGUCCUGAUGGUGGUUCAAGCACGCGAAGCCCGAGGCCUGGUGGUACAGCUUCUGCUUCUGCGUCUGGUGAUGGUGGCCUCGUUUCGUCCGUUACCGUUGGUGUCACACCCACAACAACAACUCGCCCUCCUUAUGCGUCAGGAGCUGGCGUCGAGUUUCCAGUGUCUUCGGGUGCACACGAUGCGAUCAUUCCUCCCAUUGAUGAGGCAAGCACUUCUGGUCCGAUAUCCCCUGGCGUUCUUGAAUCCGGUUCUGGUUCUGGUUCAGGACUCAGCCGUGGUCUUACACGGUCGGCGACCCAUGCCAUUGUCCCGCCGCCCAUGCCACUUAGUUCGCCUCCGCCGAUACCUGGUGGUUUUGCCCGUUCGGCCACUCAGGCCCUUCCUCGACCUGGACUGCCUAUGUCGACUACUUUCGGUGGUGCUAUCGGCGGCAACAACUCCUCUCGUUUUGGGACUGGCAUGCGAUCAGUGUCCGCGCCUAGGCCGAUGGGUGCCCCGACUGAAGGUGAAGAUGAGUUUCACGCCGGCAUUCGGACAUACAUUGGCCGCACUCAAGACAGGUACGAGGAGCAGCGAGCGGCCUUGCGCCCAGGACAUGGACUUCGUUCGAGGACGCAGACUCUAGGCACUUUCCCCCCGUCCACUAUCACUUCUCCGCCAACGAGCUCUGGGAGGGGUAGCGGCAGCGGCUCCCACCAACUCAGCGGUUCCUCGAUGGCAACCUUGUUCCUUGGCUCUCCAACCUCGCCGGGAAUGAUGGGUUCACCAACCCCACCGACGCCAGGCUUCACCAGUCCUUCCUUUCCUUCUGGCUCAAGUAGUCGUGGUCGUGGCCGUGGCCGUAGUUCGCGCGGUUCGCGUGGAUCCCGUGGUUCGGCGUCAAGUGUGCCUCAAGUUCAACCGCAACCGCGACCUGAAAUCCGAGUGGAGAUGCGCGAGAGAGGUCCUGCCAUGGUGACGGUCAGAGACCCCAACCAGCCCGAGAGACCAAGGAGUGAACCAGCAGAAGAGCCCAGGUCAUACUGGAGCUCAGACACCGAGGAAGAGCCUUCGGCCAUAGAAAGGGUGCGAACCGUUUUCAGCAGGCUGAGAACCAGAUCUCGCGGCAACCUUCGGCGGGAAGCCUCGUCUUCCUUUUCCACCACCAAUAGCUUGAGCCCAGUCACCACCAGAGACGGUGGUCCCCCUCGUCACCCCGAUAUUCCCCCCGUUCCGCCGCUCCCCACGUUUACGUCUGGGACAUCUCCAAUUCCCUCCAUUCCGAUACCUCCCAUCCCUACUAACGAGGACAAUGACAACCACGACGAUGAUGCAGCAGUGAAUCAAGCAGGCGGUGGAUCUCAAAGACAGAAGCAGCUGAAGAAGAAAAAGUCGCUGGCGAACUUGUUUGGAAAGAAAAGGGAAGAGUAA
Messenger RNA from Sordaria macrospora k-hell, 3633 nucleotides. RefSeq lists its product as uncharacterized. The record is from RefSeq and is a predicted model, not a curated record. NCBI's taxonomy places the organism in Eukaryota, Fungi, Ascomycota, Sordariomycetes, Sordariales, Sordariaceae.